This is a messenger RNA of Penicillium crustosum, 1260 nucleotides long. RefSeq lists its product as uncharacterized. Lineage: Eukaryota; Fungi; Ascomycota; Eurotiomycetes; Eurotiales; Aspergillaceae. Gene Ontology annotation, molecular function: DNA-binding transcription factor activity; transcription cis-regulatory region binding. Gene Ontology annotation, cellular component: nucleus. The transcript is spliced from 4 exons. The annotation marks the transcript as partial. Gene Ontology annotation, biological process: positive regulation of transcription by RNA polymerase II. The record is from RefSeq and is a predicted model, not a curated record.
GAUGGGAAACGACCAAAAUGUUCACCAUGUCAACGCAUUGUGCGUAACUGUCAUUGGAUUCAAGAAAAAGACACGAUAGGAGCCCCGGGGGUUCCAGUCUAUCAGCCAAGCCCUUUGAGCUCAUCUGCUCACCAUGAAACCGAAUAUCCCUCUACAGAACAUCCUGAAUAUGCCUUACAGGACCAGCAAGUUGCCAAAUUGUUCCGCCACUAUAUAGGAACCUUGGCCGCAUGGUAUGAUCUGAAUGACAGCAAGCGCCAUUUCAAGGAUGUCGUUCCCAUCAGGGCUCGAUAUAAUCCGCUAUUGCUCAGCGCCAUUCUCGCAUUUGCUGCUGCCAACCAACAUCGCACCCUAGCGGAAGACAGGUAUCUCGAGAUUGCUGAAUUCUACCACUAUGACAGUGUGCGGAGAUUAAUCUCCCUGACUAAAGAUAUUAAUGGAAUUCCACUUGGUGAAACACUUGCCGCCAUCUGUCUUUUGCGAUCUUACGAAAUUAUCACACAGAACGUUAGCUCUCAGAGUCACUUGCAGGGAUGUUAUUCACUACUGGCAAGUCGGCAUAUCCAUCUCACGACAGACCUACUCAGCGCUGGCUAUUGGAACUACCUACGAGAAGAUAUCACAGUGGCUCUCAUAGAGCAACGUGGUCUAAUGAUUACUCUUUCUGACCAAAAUGCCCCAUCAGAACCUACAGAGGAUGCGGACUUUGCUAAUCAUAUCACAUUCUUGCUCGGCAAGAUCAUCAACCGGUGUCUUUCGGUCGACUCACAAGCAUUGACCCCCUUCGAAUGGGAAGCUAUGAAAUCCGAUCUUGAUAAGUGGAAAUCAUCACUGCCGUCAUCUUUUGACACUAUACAAACCCCUGAGCUCGGGAAACAGAGGAAUUUCCCAUCUAUUUGGGCAAUUCGAAGCUGGCAUGUUUCCACUCUCCAUUACUACCAUACCGCCAUGGGAAUUCUAUGGCUGGCCCAGCCUGUCGCUCAACCCCUGAAAGCUCUACAACGUAUCAAUGAUAUGGAAUGUCUGCAGCGAAAAUUGGAAUAUCAUGCAACUGAAAUUUGUGCCCUGGCUCUUUCAAGCGACUCAGCACCAGUCUGGGUCAAUGCUUUUGGUCCAAUCGCAUUUUGCUCCCCUUGGCUUCAUGAUACCCAGAAGCGGGUGGAAAUGGCACAAGAGUUAGAAAAGUGGGGGAAGGUGACUGGAUGGCCAGUUUCCAUUAUAGCAGAGGCUCUUUCUCCGCCUUCAAACACGACCCAUUGA